This is a messenger RNA of Filobasidium floriforme, 707 nucleotides long. RefSeq lists its product as uncharacterized. Lineage: Eukaryota; Fungi; Basidiomycota; Tremellomycetes; Filobasidiales; Filobasidiaceae. The record is from RefSeq and is a predicted model, not a curated record. The transcript is spliced from 3 exons. The coding region runs from base 160 to 483 and encodes 107 amino acids.
AGCUCGAGUCGAUUCAAGAAGGUCGAUCGGUUGCAUCGUUACCCUUGCUACACUCUACAAAGCUACAAAGUUAUAUUCAUAGUCCUGACAUCAACAUCGUUGCAUCUUAACGCACAAAUCCCUACACAUCACAUCACACGCACACCCAACAAUCACAGCAUGUUCUCCCUCCGUCUCCGAACUCCCAUCACCGCCCAGGCUUCGGCCCUGAGGACCCGAUCGAUCCACGUCUCGGCUCUCCGUUCGUUCCCCGAACGAUCGCAAAUGGCCGGAGGUGACGCUGCCAAGCUGGAAAACGAGAAGCAAAAGAACUUGGCCGACCAGCAGGACCCGUCUCCCCUCAAGGACGCUCCUAGGUGGAACGAGGCUUUAGCUUCGGAAUCCGAGGCCGUCGUCAAGGCCGAUACCUCCGCAAAGAAGACCGACCCCAAGGACUUGCAGGGCGAGACGGUCGAGCACGUCAAGAAGGUCCACGGACACUAGGUUGGACGUUCGCAGCGGGGCAGAUUUGAAGUCGAAGCUGGAGGUGGAUGAUGGGUAAUCAAAUGGACUUGUAUAAUAGUGAACCGAAAGUACCAGAAAAUGGGUCAAAUUUGAGUUGUUAACUCGGAAACCAGCUCCAAGAUGCAUUUCCGACAAUUCCGGUCACGACGUGCCGUAUCUUUGCAGCCAUACACCUAGAAUCCUGGGUCGAGGGUCAGUUUCAC